GUAGUGAUUUAGGUGUAGACGUAGCCUUAGGAAGGAGGCUGUGAGAGAAACUGACAUGGAAACAGCAGCAGGUUUGAUGGUAAACUCUGAGGCAGGCACAGCUGGGGCUGGCUCUGUCCCUCUCCUCUCUCUUUUAAAGCCUCUUAGAGCUGUGGUGUGACGGGCUACAGCCAGGGUGGUAGGGAAAGUAGGGUGCAAAUUCUCUGCCCCUCAACUUUUCCUCUAGUCCUAUAGCACACCUAGCACGUCUAGUUCUGCCCCAGCUCUGCUCAUCCAUCUCAGUCCUGUCCUGCAACACCCCCCAUCUCUCUCUCUCUCUCCUUCCUCUGCUCCUUUUCUCCCCUCUUCCCCACCCAUAUCUCCUAGCUCUGUCCUUUCCAGUCUGCCAUGGCCUCCUUCCUGCUGUAUCCCCCCUCCACCCCCACAACUGUCUUACCCUCUGUUCCCUUUCCCCCCAUUCCUGCUCCCUCUGUUCAGUGUUUCUAAAGCCUCCCCGAUUAGCAGGACUCCCUGUUGCCCAGCUCAGCUUUCAGCCUGUCCCCUUUCAAAGAAAGGCAAAUUCCUUCUCCAGGAGACCAGGUAUCGCUCCUUCAUUGUUGCAGCAAUGGCGGGGUUACACAUCCUCCUGCAAACAGCAGGCCUCGGCAGCGAAGGCUUCCCAUGACAGUGAUGAUUUCUCUCUCGAGAAAACUAACGGUAGUUUUUAUUCGAUCGUUCACUCCCACUGCAGCUUCAGAGUGAGACGUUAGUGCCCACAAUAGGAUCCAGACAAAAUCAAGGGCUAAUCAUUCAGGCAUUGCCCUGGACAGCGUUAGUUCAGACUGUGCUGGUGGCUGGCCAUUCGUACAAGCCUGUGCCCCAGUUACUGCCCUCCAGCCGGUUCCAAGGCCCAGUGAGUGGAGUGUGAUCCCUCAAGCUAUAAAGAUUUACUGGCUUCAAAGCAGAGAUUUCUCUGCAGCUUCCCCGCGCUUUCAGCUGACUGAAAGUACCCGUGCGGAGUUAGGGUGUCGCAAUAUGGUGCGUGCUCAUCACUUACAUCCAUUGCAGUGUGGUUGGAGCCAUGGUGGUCCCACGACAUGAGAGGAGACCAGCUGGGUGAGGUUAUAUCUUCUGUUGGUGGAAGAGACCAAAGCUCGAAAGCUUGUCUCUUCCACCCACUUGUGUCUAUGUCGUUCAGGGCCACCACUUUGGGAGGAGGUUACUUUCUGCUCUUUGGUGUUCUCUUUGCUUUGCCUUCCGAGCUCUGCACUUCUGCAUUCAGGGUGUGUUUCUGCUAGAGCUGGGAUCCCCUCCUGCCUGAAGAAGGCACGUGUCCUCGUAGAGAGGAGGCUCGUGAAGGGGAACAAGGAGCUAAACUGCAAUCAGUCCAGUGGCCUGACCUAGCGGCUGCAGAGAAUAUAGUAUGUAUUCCCUGCAUUGAAGCACUGUUACAGCUCAGGAGGAUAAUCUCUCCUCCCUUCUCCAGGCUGCACUGGCUUCUGGGCUUUGCCCAUGGAAGGGAAGAAGAAAUUGUCCAUUGUUCUGAUUUUAUCAGUGAAAUCUCGAAGUUCUCCACCUCCGAGCCAUGGGAAUUGGCAACAAUCCACUAGGUCACCUGGCCCCUCCUCCUCCUGCUGCUGCAAGAUCCUUUGUUACAGAACAUGCCCAAGUUCAUUCUCUAACUGCUUGGAAACAUCCCAGAUGAGGAAGCUCCCACUGCUUCCCUUGGGAGACUAUUCUAUGGGCUAAUUAGGCCAGGAAUGGUAUCCAACCUUCACUCCCCUCCCCAAUCCUGUAUGUGGUACAACAUUAAAAUCGCCCCAUGGCCAGAAGUGGGUUGUUUAGACCUAUUGGGAGGCUGAUAGCACAACCAUGUGCCUACGGUGUCCAGGAAAACAGACGUUGCUCUGAAUACAGUGGGAGUUGUGGGGGAGCCAAGUGGGGUGAACAACGGGGGAAUGGGCCAAGAGAUGGGGAGGGGGAGAUCUCUGUAAUCGAGAGCUCUUGCAUAACAACCUGGCUUGUGUCUACACCUCAGGCCACCACACGCAUUUCCUCUAGUUGGAUGGGGUGGAUUAAUUGUUCCCUGGCUGUUUAGCACCUAGCACGUUUCAAGCCUGCAGCUGUGCUCAGAGUGGGCAUGUGACCAGCUUCCUUUGGUCAGCUGAGGGCUGUCAGUCAUUCCUUGGCAACUGAGCUGAAGUGGGGGGAGGAGGAAAGUGCUUCUAAGCAGGCACUAUCUUGUACUGCUCUUAGGUGGCCUGGAGUUAGCAGGACAGAGAGAGGCCAUCCGUCUGUCAGCAGUGGGGUGUCCAUGCUGGGGAGGGGAGGCAUCAAUUUGGUAAACGGAAGUAAUUGAAUUAGUUGCUCUCAGCUAUGUGCCACUUGGGAUGCGGUUACAGUUCAAACUCCGACCCAGCGAGAGGGCACUUUCCGAGCUCCAGGGAUGUGACCCAACCACUUUCAAAGGCUGGCAGGAAGGGACCCUGAAGGGAGGUGGGGUGGUGUGGCAGUUCGGAAAGGGAAAGCUACAAGAAACAAACAAACCCUUUUGCCUCCCCGUGACUAGGGGACUUUCUGGGGAAAGGCUCUCAAGCUGCUUGCUGGCUCUGAGCCCCGUGUUCAGUUCUGGAGGGAAUCACUAGCCCAGCGGAGCCAGCUGAGAGAAGUAAGCCUGAGUCACUGCAGAGCCUCAUCUUUCCUCGCCAUAAAAGGGAGGGGUAAUUCUUUGUAUGAUGAUCAAUCAAACCUGAACUGCUGGCCCUGGACCCAGCCCUCUCUAGAAUUCUGGGAGCCCCAGAAGUCCGGGUAGCUAUGGCAUGUCAUCGUAGCAGCGUGAAGAUUGAUACCAGACAGCCUGCAAGGCUCUCGUGUGCUCCCUAAGGUGCUGGCACAUUUAAACUUGGAGACCUCAAGAAUUUAAGCUGCACUACCCAAAUAGUGCAAAGACCAAGUUCCACAGGCUCAAGACACUGUAUUCCUGCUGUAGCCAUCCCAGCAUUUUGAGGCACGUUUCCACAGGCUUUGUUUUCCUGGUCACAUUCCCAUUCCUUUGUCUCCAGAUGUGUCUGCCCCAUAGACUUGGGCUGCAUCUAGCUCUUAGGCCCUCGCCAGCCUAAACCACAUUCUCUGUUGCUCGCUGCUUUUUGGUCUCCCAUCUCUAGUCACAAACACCUCGGGGGCUGUAGCUGCACCCACGCCCUGGCCUCUAACUGCUCCCAGGCCUUUGCCUCUGUAAUCCAGUGGCCUCUGUUCUCAGAUUCUGCUUCCUCUAGCCAACCAUGCUCUCAGUCCUCUAUUCAUACUCCUGAGUUUCUUCUCCCCCUGCUCCAAUGAGUUCUGGUCUCCGCUGUCUCUUGUCUUCAUUUCUAGUCACUAACAGUUUGUUCUUGCUGGACACACUGUCAUUAGUUACUUUUUAAAUUCUUCCUGCAAAUCCACAAGAGCAAAAUUAAUACCGUAGCUGUUGGAGAAGCUAUGCAAAAUCCAGCUGGAAAUAAACAGUAGGAGAAAUGCCCAGUAAUCUUAGGCCUGGGGUAAUUCUGGAAGGCAGAAUAUCCUGGCUUUCUGGGAUUUCAUUCCCUUGCUCCGUGUUCCCAACAGAGAAAUUUAGAGUAAUCUGUGCAAAUGGAGAGACAGCGAUGGAGACAGGAGAGCUGCAGGAGAAUCUGUUCUUGACUGGAAAGCUUGGGGCUCUCCCUCCAUAGUGAACAUGAUACCAUGUAAAGUGGAGGUAGCUUCAGAUGUCUCAUUUGGCUCAGCUGAAAUCUUGGUGGCAGUUCUUCCUGUCUCCUGUUUAGAGAGAGCUCUGUGAACUCCUCUUGCAGGUGAGACAGCUUUUCUGGGUCACUGCUAGGGAGCCAUUAGUGGGAAUAUUUACUUGGAAAUUCAAUCCCGGCUCACGCUCCCCUCUAAUUGAUUGAAGAGUUUCUUUGAAGUGAAGAAGUUAAUUUAGUGUCUGAAUAGGGGAGGGGAAAGGAGGGCCUUGGAAAAGAGGCUUCAGGUAAGAAGUUUCUUUAUUUCACACCUGCUGGAGACAAGUGGUGAUCAGAGACUGUCUGCAGUUUGCCUCCUACAUGGACACACCUGGGAAAGUCCAGACCAGCUCUCGGUUUCACUGGACUCGACUGGGUCAGCAGAGACCCCUCCCCGACCACCACAGUAAUUUAAUUGGAACCUCACAUUUAGUUUUUUUGGGGGAAAGAGAGCAGGGUGAGGACCAGUCUCCACUUUGUUCCAGGACAUACCUGGAUUAACAGAGACAGCUCAAAUCCUCCAGUACACCUGAACUCACCUGUCCAAGACUUAGCCAGCUCUGCAGAUCUCUGAAUCACUCUGUGCAGGUAAGAUGGGGAGGAUUUCGGUGGGGAAAAGGUGCUCUGAGAGUGGGGGGUGAGGUGGGGGGUGGGCAUUCCUAGUGUUCUGCCCAUUGAAAUUCAUCUUCCUCUACAGCUUCUGUAACUUGGGACUCCUCUGGAGCAGUCUGGUGCAAAUUGUGUCAAGAUUGCCAUGUUCCUAAUGGCUGUUCCCUCCUUUUGGGGCUGACAUAGCCUCUCAAAAAGGGGGUGUUCAGUGCAGUGCUAAGGGAAGAGGGGAUCCUGUUGGUUCUGGAGUGGGACUUUACUCUCCUCAGCAUGGUAAAUGUUCAGGAAUAUCAAUGUACACUUAAUGCUGAGGAGUGAAGGGGUGAAAUUCGCUUCGGGGAGGGGCAUUUCCUUUCCCCUGCCUAUGCAGAUGAACUCAUUUGUCUUUCUCUUCCCCCCUCUUUCUCUUCCCCUCCCCCCCAAAUUACCAAAAUCGCACUGGUAAUUUAUCCUCUCCGAAUUUCAUGUCAGUGGGGUUUGCUGGAGGGUGGAGUUUGGGCUCCUUUGUGGUCACAGUGUAAACUAUUGAGUGACUAUUUGGAGUCAUCUAGCCCGCUGUAGGUGCUAUGUAAGUAACAAAACAAAAAUUUGGCAUGGUUUUCUUUAGGGAUGGGCAAGAUGGUUUGGAGAGAGAACCGGCCUGUCUGUCUCUCCCUGCUAGAAACCUUGAAUUGACCCCAGAAGUGCUCUGAGGCUGAAGAGAUCUCUCUUCACCUUUAAUAGUCCACAUGUACUGGCUUUGGCUGGGCCCUGAAUAUUGCAGUAUCGGGAGUCUAUUCUGAUGUUGCCUCCGAGCCGACAAACAAGCAGGGUGUAGUGCAGCCAUGAUUCUCUGCCAGCCAUGAGCUGAACAGGAUUAUGCUCCCUCCACAGGAGUUUCAGGUGAGCGAGGUCUGGAUCAUUGUGUCUGCAUGUGACCAUCAGCCUUUGAAGUCUGGUUGUCCCAACUUCAAGAGCCAGCUAUGGCUUCCCCAGCAGAGCCAGCCAGCUCACCAGGACAUCAGUAUGAGCCAUAUGCUGCAAUGUCAAUCCUUCAUUCGAGUUUUGGGUGCAGUAAUCCUGCUCAACCCUCUGGCCUUGUUGAAGGUGGCUGGUGCGCUCCCUUGAGGGAGUAGGAAACCAGACAGCAGGCUCUGAAGUCUCCUUCAGGAGUAAGAAACCCUGUGGUCUUCAGGCUUCUAAGCCAGCUCUCCCCAUUAUCCAAACCCACCCAACAAAAGAGAACCCCUCCUGCUUCAGAGCAUGACCCACCUCUAGCUGAUGGAGGUCAGGGAGAUACGUUUCCUAUGGGCAAGUCAUUCCAGAGUAUCUUUGUUUGGGGCUUCUCACUCCUUUCUCUGCAGCAUCUGGCUACUGGAACAAUGUCUCCCUGGUUAAUCUGGACUGCAGCAUAACUGGAGUCAGGUCUCCUCAAUGGGCAAGGCUCUUUCACAUUCCCCUUCCCCUCCGGUGGAUGAGUGGGAUUCUCACGGGCCAGAAGAGUAGGAAUCCUCCACCUGUCUCCUUUCCACUCAGGUGCAGCGGCUCUGCUCGUGUCCCUAGUUGGAGGAUGUUUGGCUCAGAAUACAUGGUGUCCUCACUCCCGGCUGCAUCUCGCUUCUACGGCCCUGCUUUCUCAGCCCAGCUCGCAUCCGCUCCUGUCUGCAACCUCUUCCUCCCAGCUCCCCUUUUCAGCUACCAGCUCUUCCAGCCCUGCAGCGCUCCGGAGCCCUGCAAACAAGCACUGCUGCUGGCAAGCCAAGAUGCAGGUUUGGGGGAGCUGGGGGACUUCUCAGAGGAAGCUCGCCCGCAGAAGCAGAGACGAGCCCGAGCCAAUUACAGCAGCUGGCAGCUGGAGGAGCUGGAAUCAGCCUUUGAGACCACGCGCUACCCUGACGUCUUCAUGAGGGAGGCCCUAGCCCUCCGGCUAGACCUGAUAGAGGCCAGGGUGCAGGUUUGGUUCCAGAACCGCAGGGCGAAGCUGAGGAGACAACUGAAACUGCAGGGACGAGCUCUGGACCGAGCCCUCACUAGGGACUUGUCUGCCUCAGGACACAAGAAGCCCCAAGCCCCCCAGGAAAUCGAAGGUUCAAGUAAGAGCUCUAGAGCUGGAACACUGGAAGGAGACUCGGAACACUGGCCAAGCACUGGCCCCAAAGGGCAGCCUCCUCCUGGACCUCCCCUGUGCAGGGGAGCUGAGGCCACCGGGUGGGCCACAGCCAAAGGAAAUUUGCUCCUGCAGCAUCCCCAGCUUGUGGGUCAAGGCACAAGAGUAUGAGGCUGUAAUUGACCCCACUGCAGCUCAGGAGCAGCCUGACUCAGAACCAGACCCAGCAGAGCUCUGGGCAUACACGGAUAGUGCCUGAAACUGAUCCUGACAUCAGUCCCCCUUCCCGUACCUCUCCAACCUCUGGGCCUUGGACCUUUUCUCCCAAACAAAGACUGUAUCCAUUUCUUCAGGGGGCUGUAGUCACCAUGAAUGGAGCAGGGAGCAUCAGAGGCAUUAUAGGGGCUUCCCAAGCCCACUGAGGGCUGUUGUCCAUCUCUGAUCCGUCCAUCUCUGAUCACCCUUGGUGCCUCCCUGUUUGGUAGCUGUUGCCUGAACUCCUUUCUCUCUGAUUGGCAUCUGCAUUACACUUCCCAGCACCUGCACUCAACUGGGACAGCAGCAUGUGCAGAGACUUUGGGUCUCAGAUACCCUGGUUAAAAUCUUUCCAUAUUUGACCAGGGACAGACCCAUCCCCUUCUCCAGGCUUAUUUCUCAGGAUCCCUUCAGUAGAACACAUGCAUUAGCGCAUCGUUAGCAGGGGGAUGUCACCUCUCUACUCUGGGUUGUCUUCUUCAAAUUAAGCUAUUUUUGUCAUAGGCUCUGAUCCAAUGAGCCUGUGUUUGGUAGGGUUGCCAAUUUUGAUUGGAUGUAUUCUUGGAGGUUUCAUCACAUGACAUAAUCUUUAAUUAAGGAUUAAUUCCUGGAGAGUCCAGGCCAAUCCUGGAUGGUUGGCACGCUGUUGGAUGCUUAGCAGGGGCCUUGGAGCCCUUAGGCAGUAGAACGGGAGAAGUAUGAAGCAGGCAGACUCCUGCUCUUCACACUGUUGCAUGGCUCUUGGGACCAUGUGGCGUUCUCAUCUGCUGUCCAAAGCCAGGUAGGGUGACCAGAUAUCCUGAUAUUGUCAGGCCUGUCCCAUUAUUAGGAGCUUUGUCUUAUAUAUGCAACUAUCCCUCCCCCUGGAAAAAAAGUGUCCCACUUUUCACACUUGCUAUCUGGUCACUCUAGAGCUAGGGUCCCUUUCCAUUGUUCAACUCGGUGCCUUGUGGCUUCCUGGCUAUUUGCUCCCCUCUAUACCUCCCACGACCACUAGAGGGCAUUGAGGUUUUGCCAGGUGUUACAGCUCCUUAGAAGCUGCCUGAGCUGUGUGCACUGGGGGAGACCACGAUUCCUCUAAAUUCGCCAGCGGCUGGACGUUUGUUUCUAGUCAAACGCUGUGAGGUGCUGAUGUGCGGGAGAUUCCAGAGGAGUGUCAUGAGGUGGGGGGUUGGUAUUAACCAGAGCUAGCUGCUUGACAGAGGCAUAGCAUCUGUCCUUCCAGUCAUCCCACUGUCUGCAAAGGGCUGCGGGGAGUAUCUGAAGCAGCUUCUGAGGAUGAGGAAGGGAAACAAAAGUCUGACUUCUCUGCAGUCUGGCUGAGCCAAUGUCAUUGGUCCUAGCAUAGGGCUAGUGGGCGGGGGGGAAGGUGAGCCCCUUUGUUCCCAUCAAUUCUUUCCCAUCAGUCUGGUCAAAAUGCUCCAGCAUAGCCACCGACAGAGGAGACAGACUGUACUCUGAGGGCCAAUUCUGCAUUGGCUGUGGGGACCAGUGACCGUUCCACCCCCUAGAAGCUCAUGAUCCUGUGAUGAAUGGAAAGGGGCACGAGAAGUAAAGUAAGAUGAAAAGAGAUGAAAGAGGAAGCACAAUACAUUGCUCAACCAGACUCAAUGAGCUGGCACUCUUCCCUGUUCGUGGUCUCUACCAUCAGCUUUCUGGUGUCAGAUGCGGAGCAGAAGUAUUGGAUUAUUAGAGAUGCUGCUGCCUUUAAAGUGAUUUGCUUUUUCUUCCUGUUGGAUGACGAUCAAAUAAGUCCUAGAAAAUAAACUGGUUCAUAGAACUG
Messenger RNA from Chelonia mydas (Green sea turtle), 8467 nucleotides. Its product is annotated as homeobox protein unc-4 homolog. The coding region runs from base 5797 to 6600 and encodes 267 amino acids. Gene Ontology annotation, biological process: regulation of transcription by RNA polymerase II. The transcript is spliced from 3 exons. NCBI's taxonomy places the organism in Eukaryota, Metazoa, Chordata, Testudines, Cheloniidae. Gene Ontology annotation, molecular function: DNA-binding transcription factor activity, RNA polymerase II-specific; RNA polymerase II transcription regulatory region sequence-specific DNA binding. The record is from RefSeq and is a predicted model, not a curated record.